CGAUUGUGCCCAAUUGGCCAGGCGCGCAGCGCUUGCGAGCGCAGUUACAGCCUGUCUCCUGCCGGCGAAGCCUCAACAACCCCAGAUUUCCGCGCCCCAAAUCCUUGAAGCCCCCCAAAUUCUCCGUGGGCUCCGAGGACUUCGGAACCCCAGCAGCUGCAGCUCUCCACUCUCCGAGGUCCAGCACCCCGAAGUCUGCUCUCGCACUAUGCAGCUAAACAGGUUCUUUUCCGGUCCUGGUCUGUUUUUGCUGCUAUUUUGCAGUCUCUGUGUCGAGGCUGAAGUUAAAGAAGUCAAUGCAAUGGUGGGGAGCGAUGUGGAGCUCCGCUGCGUUUAUCCUCGGAGAAGCCAUUUCAGCUUGGAUGAUCUGUAUGUCUACUGGCAAAUCGUCGAUGAAGCUAAAACUGUGGUGACGUAUUACCUGCCCAGUGCUAACGAGUCUUCGACAAUCCAUGUGAGCAACUCCUACAAGAACAGGGCCCAUCUGUCACCGGACCUCAUGAAGGAGGGCGACUUCUCCCUGCACCUGCAGAAUGUCACCCCUCAGGAUACCCAGGAGUUCAAGUGCUUGGUCUUUAGGAUGUCCACAGUGUUAGGCAAGGCCUUGGAAGAGGUGGUCAGACUGCGUGUGGCAGCAAACUUCAGUACGCCUGUCAUCAGCACCUCUGGCAGCUCUGACCCUGGCCAGGAACGCACCUUCACUUGCAUGUCCAAGAAUGGCUACCCAGAGCCCAACCUGUAUUGGAUCAACAGGACGGACAAUACCCUAAUAGACGAGACUCUGCAGAAUAACACGGUCUACUUGAACGAGUUGGGCCUGUAUGACGUCGUCAGCACACUGAGGAUCCCUUGGACACCCCAUGUGGAUGUUAUCUGCUGUGUAGAGAAUGUGGCUCUCCACCAGAACAUUACUAGUAUCAGCCGGGCAGAUAGUUUCACUGGAAGCAUGAACACAGAGAGGCCACAGGAAAUCCACAGAGAGGCUACAAAGGUCCUUUUCUACGUCCUAGCUGCACUUCUGGCGGUAGUGGUUGUCAUUUUCAUCAUCGUGCUGUACAGAUGCAGGCGUCGUCCCUGCCAGAGCUAUACAGGACCCAGGGCUGUACAGCUUGAACUCACAGGUGAGUGUACCUGUGGGGAGAGGCCGGUUGGCUGAGUGGUCGUGACCUUUCACACCUCCGGUGGGCAGUUUUCCAUACUUGAUGAUUCCAGAGUUGCAGAAACCCUGUCCUGUGGCAGAAGCUCUUGGACCGUGCAUAGCAGACAGCCUGUCAUAGGUCCCUGGGUCCCUCCUGCCUCUGCUCUGCAGAACCCAUAGACUGUGACUCUGGCAGUCCAGAGUCCCUUGGUGGAGGUGUACACUCUGUAAUUGGAAGGACAGUCGCAGGUGGAUUCCGCAAUCUCCAGAGGUGUGGAUUCACAUCCUGAUUUUAGAAAAACACCUCAGAGGUUUUGGUUGACCACUAAGAGAUACAUAUCCCUGGCUCUAAGUAUUUUUACUACCUCAAAGUGACUGCACCUUCCUGAACCCGGCUUUUCCACGGUAGAGAUGUCGGUAUGUGUGGUCCCCUCGGUGCGUUGGGGCCUGUUGGCUGACACCCACCACCCCCCACUCCCUUUGAAGCCUGAAUUCUGGGCCACCUCGUCCUUACCCAGUCAUGAGGCUGUACUAGCCAGCUGUUUCUAGUUAUCAGCCUGAGUCCCGGGAAGAAUCAUUUCAUUGUCUCCAAAAUUAAAACUUUGCAUGGUUCCAGUAGAGUGAGCUUACCAGGCAGGCACGAGGAAGCAGGGCCUGCCUUCAUCUUUCUCUCUCUUCCUUCCAAGACCAUUCCUGACAGAACUCUGCCCAGGAUGUGGACAGGGUUUCUAAUGGACUCCCGCAGGCCUGGUGACAGAGGACAAUGAGCUGUCUGCUUACGUGCUGUGAUGAAGGCCAGGAAUCCCUGGCUUUCCGAGGCUUGAUCCCAGAAACCCCCGAGGGAGAUCUCUUCCAGUGGGCGGUGUCAUCAGACUGUGGAGCCUCCCGUGAGCACAGAGAGGAAGCAGCUUGUGAGAAGAUCCUUCUCCUGCCAGAUACUCAGUCCCAGGAUCUUUGAAAGAGGGCAUUUGAGCCACUCCGAAAGCACCUACAAAAUCUACUGGAGACUGUUUCCCUGCAGGACCUUCCGUGAGGGAGGAAGCUUGACUUUAUUUCAGUCUCAAGCUCGUUGGGCCUCCUAGAGGAUAUGUAUGGGGUUCUGUCUACAGAAAACCUGCUGCUGGCUGACAAUGACUGGGCUCAGAGAUUAGGGGCACUCGGCCUUGCAACAUCAACGGGACAUGCCUCAAGGCAAAAUAUGGCCCGUCUGCCACACACAAGUGCUUCUCCAUCAUUGAAGGCCCUCAAACCUGACUUGUGGUGGAUAUAAAAGCUUCUCGAAAGCCUUGAGCUCUUUCAGUCUGAACACAAAACGGGAGGUCAGCUCCACUCAGUCUCAGCAGCCCAUGGAGACCUCAGCUCCUGUGUCCUGGGUCUCUCCACGUUGUUGGCCAAAAUAGAGCUAGAUGUUUUGUUUUCCAGAUGGUUCCGCAAAGUUGGCUGCUUGGAAACAUAGGUGUGCACAAGCUCCAGGUUGACGCAUUAGGCAGCAUGGACUCACCAAUGGGACACAGUUCCUUCCCACCCAGAGGCUGGACAUCCUAGACAGUCGGGGCCUGCUAUAUGGCUGGGGCUCAGUGCUGACGGAUAUGAGAAAUCUUCGGAACGAGGAGUGAGAACCCUGGGCUCGGGCUCAAGGGGACCAGUAUUAUGAAGACCUGUCCACAUGGACUCUUUCUUCUUCGUGUCGACUUCUUCAAUGAAACGUCUCCCUGCAAAUGAAGCAUUACUUAAACCCGUAGAACAGCAACUGUCCUUGUGGGUCUUGAGUUGACAGCUACAGUAAACGACCGUAAGGAGCAGUUGGGGUGCAAGGAGCUGGGGUGCAGUGCCCCUAGGACAGAUGUUUGGGAAUCAGCGGCCUCCCCGAGGCCCAUAGUUCCAGGACACAGCCAUGUCUCAGCUGUCCCAGGAACUCUGGUGCAUCUAUAGGGCUCUUCUGUCUACUUUCACUCCCCCCCACCCCCCAUCAGGGGUAGUUUAGGGUUAGAAGAGGUCAACCCAGUGAGCCAGCCAGCUGCCGUGGGGCACCAGUCACUGCACCCCCCCUUCCCCAUGCCUCCUGCUUAUGUCACACUGGGAACCCUUUAUAGACCACUGGCCCUGUAGUCACCAUCACCUGCUGAUCCCAACAGUCCCCCACCUUCCUGUGGAAUCCUGGGAGCACCCCCCCCCCCUUACCCUUAGCACAUCAGCAUUCGUGAGACUUGCCCUUGUAACCCCUGACUCCUUCAGCCCAGAACCUUGCGGUCACUCUUUAUCUAAGUUUGUAGAUGGGGCAUAGUGACUUCCAGAAACCCGGCAAGGGAAUAAACAUAAGAUGUGCUGUC
Rattus norvegicus (Norway rat) is the source of this 3468-nucleotide messenger RNA. The record is from RefSeq and is a predicted model, not a curated record. Lineage: Eukaryota; Metazoa; Chordata; Mammalia; Rodentia; Muridae.